UAUACAGGAGUGCCAUUCAAAACUGAGCCAAAUACAAGCUUAUCGAAAAACUGCUUCCGAAGUGGAGAGUCUGAUCGAGCAAGGGCCUUCACAAUCGCUCGAGGGGUAUUUAAAGGUGAUGGAACGCAUUCAGAAAGCCUUCGUGUUUUUCCGGGAGCACAAUGUGGAAGAAGUGGAACUUAUCCGAUUGCAAUCGUUGUAUGAUCUGGGAUUGAAAAAUCUAAAUCGAGAAUUCGAGGCCAUUCUGAAACAAACUUUCAGGCCAAUCAAUAUGGAGCAUUUGUUGAAACUCGCGGAUUCUGAUCGCCCUCAAAAUGAUUCUGCACAAGACGACAAUUUGAGAGCGCUGGAGGAUGCCUCAGAUCAUUCGUUAAAUAAUCUCCAAUUCAUAAUGGAAUGGAUGCAGCAAAGUCGGGCGUUCGAUCCGAAUUCGGAGGGGUCCCGGAAUUGCCUGGUACGCUAUCAUGACUAUCGCAGAGAUGUGGUGCGACAAACGCUGGCCAAGUAA
Echinostoma caproni is the source of this 508-nucleotide messenger RNA. NCBI's taxonomy places the organism in Eukaryota, Metazoa, Platyhelminthes, Trematoda, Plagiorchiida, Echinostomatidae. The record is from the annotation of a GenBank genome assembly.